CGUUCCGGGUCGCGGGGGCCCGCGGCUUCCGGGGGCGAUGCCGCCGUUCGGGUCGGGGCUGCUGGUGCUGACGGCUCCGCUGGCAGCGCUGCCCCGGCGGGCGGCGGCGGCGCUGGCGGCGGCCGCGGGGCUGGUGGCGGGGCCGCUGUACGUGCACCUGCAGCCGGGGCUGCGCCUCGCCGCGGCCCCGCCGCCGCUCCCCGCGGCCCCGCCGCCCGCCGGCCCCGCGCUGCUGCGGGCUCUGGCCGCGCUCUACGCGGCGGCGGCGCGGCGCGGGAUGGACGUGCGCGUCCUGCUGGACCCCGGCCGCCGCCUGGCCCGGCCGCCCCGCGUCCUGCUGCUGCCCGCCAACGAGGCGCCGGGGCCGCCGGGGCCGGUGCAGCUCGGGCUGCAGAGCUUGGCCACCGCCGCCUACGGCUGCGCCCCGGACCUGCCCGCGCUGCUGCUGGGGGACCCCGCGGGGGACCUCGAUGGGGACCCCAAGGAGGACCCCGAGUGCGGUCCCGAUGCGGCGCUUCCCAACUUCUCCGGCGUGGCGGUCGGCGGCACCUUCGACCGCCUGCACGGCGCCCACCGCCUCCUGCUCAGCACUUGCUGCCUUCUGGCCCGGGACCGGCUCCUGGCCGGGGUGGCCGACGGCGACCUGCUCCGCCACAAGGUCCUGAUGGAGCUGAUCGAGCCGUACGAGCUGCGGGUGGCAAAGCUGCGCGAGUUCCUGGAGGACGUGAAGCCGUCGCUGCGCUACGACAUCGUGCGGCUCAUCGACCCCUACGGCCCCAGCGUCACCGACCCCGACCUGCAGUGCCUGGUGGUCAGCCAGGAGAGCCGCCGUGGUGGGGAGGCCGUGAACCAGCUGAGACUUGAGAAUGGGCUCCCCGCGCUGGCUCUCUAUGAGAUCCUGCUGAUGCAGGACCCCGACCACAGUGAGAACGAGGAGGAGAAGAUCAGCUCCUCCAGCCUGCGGCACCGGCUGCUGGGGACGCUGCUGCGGCCCCCACGGCAAGACCCUGCCCUGCCUUCGCACCCAUACGUGAUCGGCCUGACCGGAGGAACCGGGAGUGGGAAAACGUCCAUCGCCAGGCUCCUGGGCGGCCUGGGAGCGUUCCUCAUCGACGCUGACAAGCUGGGCCACGCUGUCUAUGUCCCCGGUGGCCCUGCCUACAAGCAGGUGGUGGCGACCUUUGGUGCAGAAAUCCUGUCUGAAGAUGGGACAAUCAACAGGAAAGUCCUUGGGGCCAAAGUGUUUGGAAACCAGGAGCGGCUGAAGAGCCUCACAGACAUCGUGUGGCCCAAGAUAGCGCGGCUGGUGAAGGAGCAGAUCAGGGAGGCAGAAGCUCAAGGCAAGGCCGUGUGCGUGCUGGACGCUGCCGUGCUGCUGGAGGCUGGCUGGCAGGACAUGGUCCAUGAGGUGUGGACGGCUGUCAUCCCGGAGGAUGAGGCCGUGCGGCGCGUGAUGGCGCGGGACGGGCUGAGCGAGGAGGCGGCUCGGAGCCGGCUGCGGAGCCAGAUGAGCAAUGGGCAGCGCGUGGAGCGGGCGCACGUCGUGCUCUGCACGCUCUGGGAGCCCGACAUCACCCGCAAGCAGGUGGAGAAGGCCUGGGAGCUCCUGCAGCAGCGCCUGCCCCAAGCGCGCAGCCCCUGAGGGAUCCGCGCCUCCUGCCCG
This is a messenger RNA of Pezoporus flaviventris, 1663 nucleotides long. It is a transcript of the gene COASY, whose product is annotated as Coenzyme A synthase. Gene Ontology annotation, molecular function: dephospho-CoA kinase activity; pantetheine-phosphate adenylyltransferase activity; ATP binding. NCBI's taxonomy places the organism in Eukaryota, Metazoa, Chordata, Aves, Psittaciformes, Psittacidae. Gene Ontology annotation, biological process: coenzyme A biosynthetic process. The record is from RefSeq and is a predicted model, not a curated record. The transcript is spliced from 9 exons. Bases 38 to 1642 code for a protein of 534 amino acids.